Messenger RNA from Armigeres subalbatus, 1172 nucleotides. RefSeq lists its product as uncharacterized. The transcript has 2 exons. The record is from RefSeq and is a predicted model, not a curated record. Lineage: Eukaryota; Metazoa; Arthropoda; Insecta; Diptera; Culicidae. The coding region runs from base 426 to 989 and encodes 187 amino acids.
CAGUCGUACGAUAUCGCCUCUAAUCUCUUUCGCACACCGUAAGUUGACCCCUUCAAUAAUAGCGCACAAAAACACAUACACUAAUGGCUCGAAGCAAGAUAGAACAUCUCGCACAAUAGCCACAUCAGAGUGAUUUGAUCAACCAAGUGUGAAGUACCUGGAUUGAAUAGUGCAUGCAAUCCUGAAAGGUGGCACAGGUUGCGUAUUAAGAUCCCUCUAAAACCAUCACCAGCAUCACGUUUUCGAAAACCAGAGGUAAAUUAACGAGAUUCUGCCUCAUUUUUCCAUUUCUAAUGGGCAUGAUUCACCAUAGGAAAGUGCUUCAAACCACAACCACGUGCAGUCAAUCGGUCCGAGAAGCCAACCAUAAAAGGUAAAGUGCAUAUCAAUGCCUUUUGAUGCAUCAUACCUAGCUCCAAUAUUACAUGCUUUCAGGCUCGGUUGCAUGUCCCGAGCGACUAUCCGGCUCGAUUGUAAAAGCGCUGACAGGGUCUAGUCCUCCAGAUUCGGACACUGCUAAGGGUGACAAACGUAGAUGCCAACACAUCCGACACAGAUUCCACAAUAUACGGUUCACACGAUUGGCACUCGUUGGCAGCCAAAGACACAGAAGGCCUUCAAUAGGUAAGCUCACGAUCAAUGCAAUACCGAGUACAGAAGCUAAUUGCGCUCGAUGGCCCUUCAAUAGAAGGCCUUUUGUUUGCAGCCUUGCAUUUGCCGGUGAAUCGACAUCUGUACGCUCGUCGAGCGAGUAUCGCACGGCGAUCCCAAGCUGGUGGUGCAACUUUGAGGUGCAGGGAAGUCACGGGUGGUGCAGCAGACGAUACGCAUUGUGCGACAUUGAACCGGGUACGACGCAACAAAAGGUAGUGCGACGGAGAGCGUGCGACAUCAAGGAAGUAGCAUCGAUUUGCAGUGUGCAUUCUGCUCGUCCGAGAUUGCCAGGUGAUGCUUCAUGCAACAAAGGCACACUAGCGAAUGUGCGCUGAUAGCGAUAAUGACGAUGCACCAGAUGCAGCAAGGGGCCCCAUCGAUGCUGAUAAACGACGGACGGAGGAUGAGAAAAUGUAUGUACGUUAGGCAAAGUAGCUGUAAGAACAUUAUGUGAAAUGAAUACUCAAAUGAACCAUUAUUGCCAAUUCUCCAUUAUUGCCGAUUUCAUGUUUUCUACU